Molecule: messenger RNA, 750 nt
Organism: Periconia digitata
Lineage: Eukaryota; Fungi; Ascomycota; Dothideomycetes; Pleosporales; Periconiaceae
Source: the annotation of a GenBank genome assembly
AUGGCCGACGUCGCAGUCAACCCCAACCAGCAGGUCCCGCUGGACACCAUCCCCAUCUCCCCGUCCGACAACUCUUCCGGCGAGCCACAGGGAGAAUCCUCCGAGGGCGAGAUUCGGACCGUCUUUCACGAUGCCGAUAACUUCAACGUGAAGCAUCCCCUCAUGAACACCUGGACCCUCUGGUUCACCAAGCCCCCAAGCGGCAAGGGUGAUAACUGGAAUGAGCUGUUGAAAGAGGUCAUCUCGUUCGAUUCGGUCGAGGAGUUCUGGGGCAUUUACAACAACAUCACGCCCACAUCCGACCUGGCGCUCAAGUCGGAUUAUCACCUCUUCAAGAGGGGCGUCCGGCCCGAGUGGGAGGAUGCUCAGAACAAGCACGGCGGAAAGUGGGCUUUCCAGUUCAAAGACAAGAAGGUCAUCAACAUUGAUGCGCUGUGGCUUCACGUGAUGCUUGCAGCCAUCGGCGAGAAUCUUGAGGAGCAGGAUGACAACGAGGUCAUGGGCGUUGUUGUCAACGUUAGGCGAGGCUUCUAUCGUAUCGGCCUUUGGACCCGAACCGUUGGCAAGGCCCUUCCAAACGACCCCAACAAGGGCAGGACGUUCGAGCAAGGUAAAGAGACGUUGCAGAAGAUCGGCAAGCGCUUCAAGGCAGCUCUUCAGCUCAAAGACAACGAGACGGUCGAGUUCUCUGGUCACACGGACGCUGCGCAUGCAGGUAGCACUCGUGCGAAGGCCAAGUUCGUCGCGUAA